GUUCAAGGGUAUUGUGAAGAAAAUCAAAAUUUUAACGCUUGCGUGGAAUGGCGCCCCUUCUGGGAGGGAAGACGAAGAUUCCGAAUAUAUUUUCCCAAGAUUUCCCGUUCGCCAUGGCCUCAUCGUCCGCCGCCGCUCUUGAGAUUAUCGACGACGACGAUGAAUUUGACUGGGACGCAGCUGUGAGAGAGAUCGAUGUGGCUUGUGAGGCCAAUGGCGUCGCCCUUCCCGUCAACGGGGCAUUCCCUUCGUCUUCUGAUGGAGUUGCGACUUCGACUUCCAUCCCAAAUAGGAAAACGCUCAAAACCCCCAAUGGUUGUGGCCUUGCGUCUGGGAAGCAGUCGACUCUUGAUAUGUUUAUGGGAUUUCCGCCUAAGGCUAAGAAUGCCGAAACCGAACCCCACAAUCCAAACGGCGUUGGAGUCAGAAAAGAGGAGUUUGGUAAUGAGGAGCAUGACAGGGUUUGCUUCGUUCCACUUGAUUUGGAGGCAGCCAAAACUUGGAUUUAUCCAGCAAAUCUUCCCCGUCGGGAUUAUCAAUUCGAAAUCACGAGGACGGCACUAUAUUCCAAUACCUUAGUGGCAUUACCUACUGGGCUUGGAAAAACAUUCAUCGCUGCCGUUGUAAUGUAUAAUUAUUUUAGGUGGUUUCCAGAAGGAAAAAUAGUUUUUGCAGCUCCUUCUAAGCCCCUAGUUUUGCAACAGAUUGAAGCAUGCCAUAACAUUGUAGAUAUACCACAGGAGUGUGCGAUUGAUCUUACUGGUCAAACAAGUCCUAUUAGAAGAGCUAGCUUUUGGAAAGAAAAACGAGUUUUCUUUGUUACUCCACAAGUGCUGGAGAGGGACAUCCUUUCUGGUAUAUGCAUGGUGAAACAUCUAGUCUGCUUGGUGAUUGAUGAGGCUCAUCGUGCUACGGGGAAUUAUUCUUAUUGUGUAGUUGUUCGCCAGCUGAUGGCCGUACCUAUACAACUCAGAAUACUGGCUUUAAGUGCUACGCCUGGAUCUAAGCAGCAGGAUGUUCAGCAUAUUAUUGAUAAUUUGCAAAUUACAACACUAGAAUAUCGCAGUGAAAGUGACAGAGAUGUGCUCCCUCAUGUGCAUGACCGAAAGAUAGAACAUAUUAAGGUCGCUAUGGGACAGGAGGCUGAUGAAAUUAAUAAUCUUCUCAUGGAUGUAAUAUUGCCAUUUGCUGCACGGCUUUCUGCAUUUGGAGUACUUCCGAAUAGGAAUUACCAGACACUCAGCCCAUUUGAGAUAAUUGAUGCACGGGCCAAUUUUCGUAGAGAUCCACCAAAGGACAUUCAUGAAAUAAAGUAUGGAGAUAUUGAAAGAUAUUUUGGAGUCCUUUUGACACUGUAUCAUGUUCGAAAGCUACUCUCAAGCCAUGGAAUAAGGCCUGCAUUUGAGAUGCUUGUUGAAAAGCUGCGAGAGGGGUCGUUUGCUCGACUAGUGAGUAGAAACGAAAUUCUUUUAAAAGCAAAACUCCUAAUGCAGAAAAGUGUAGAUCAUGGAGCUCCAAAUCCAAAACUGUCAAAAAUGCUUGAGAUAGUGAUUGAUCACUUCAGGGAUGGUUCGGAUCUGAUCAGGGGCUGGUUCGAAUCUGAUCAGAGGCUGGUCUGGGUCUGGGUUUGUUUUCUUUUGGAGGUUGCUUGGUUUUGGGCUGUUAUUCCUUGGUUUUUUCUCUGGUUUUUUUUCUCUCGUUCUGCAAUGGCCGAGGACGGGAGGGUUCGAAUCGAGAAGUUCAACGGUACUGAUUUUGCAUGGUGGAAAAUGCAAAUAGAGGCGUUGCUUGGUGAGUGCAAUUUGGACAUGGUACUGGAAGAGAAACCGGAUGGAAUGGAUAAGGCUGCUGAAGCAAUUUGGGACUCAAAGGACAAAAAGGCAAAAGGUAAAAUUACACUAGCUUUGACGAGGAGUGUGGCGUUUAAUAUCAUGAAGGAAACAACUGCUCGUGGUAUGUUAACAGCUCUGUCAAAUAUGUAUGAGAAACCGUCGGCCGGUAAUAGAGUGUUCUUGAUGAGGGAAUUGUUCAUGAUGAGAAUGAACGAGGGCAGCCCAGUUGCUGAUCACAUUAAUGAGGUCAAUUCGAUCUUGUCGAGGUUAUCAUCAGUAGGCAUGAAGUUCGAUGAUGACACUCAGGCUAUGAUUCUGUUAUCUUCCUUGACUGAUAGUUGGUCGGGAUUUGUGACUACGGUUACUGAAAGUGCUGGAACAGGAAACUUGAAGUUUGAUCGGAUACGGGAUAGUGUUUUGGGUGAAGACAUUCGCCGGAGGAACGCUAGUGGAGGAUCUACUUCUGGGUUACUCAGAGUUAGCAGGGGAAGAGCAUGGAAAGCUAUGUUGACUCUUGGGUCAUGGAUUCUGGUGCUUCGUUUCAUGCCAUGCACAGCGGUAAAGUUGGGUAACGGGAAAAUCCUUAAAGUGACAGGCAUGGGAGAUAUUGAUCUAAAAACUUCAUUUGGAACUACUUGGAGCUUACAAAAUGUCAGGGUGAUUCCAAGACUGAAGACAAAGUUGAUCUCAGUCGGACAAUUGGAUGAACAUGGACUAGACGUCAAGUUUGGUGGUGGAAAAUGGAAGGUGAUCAAAGGAAAUUUGGUUAUUGCUCGAGGCUUGAAAAGAGGAUCGUUAUACAUGGUACCGGUGACGUCUGAGGGAGUGACCAACCCGGUAAAGACAGUUAACAAAGUCAGGCUCACUGAAUCGGGCAAAGCUAAGAAGGUUCAUUUUGCAAACGUGAAUCUUGGAGUUUUAGGGAUGACAGUUGAGUGUGUUCGGAGGUCUGAAUCAGGUCAGGGGUUUCGUGUCAGUGGGAGCAUGGGACGUGUUCUGAGUACAGUUGGGAAACGUCGUUGGGUUUUGAGGACCAAGAAUCCGAAUGUUAAAAUCUCUCUUGGGAAUAGUUUGCUGGAUUUGGAGAGUGGUAAUGGUCCUCGGUGUAUCUCUGGAUCCGGUGGAUUGUGCAAGCCGGUUGAGACAGAGGCUGUGGCGGUUACAGUCACGACUGGGUUGGAGCUCGGUGGAGCUUCAACUGUCCUUUCAGGCUUUAGAGCUUUGGGCUUUAAGCCCAGUCGGUUAAAGGGAAGAAAUAUGGGGGGCCGGUUUUAGUUAUUAAUUAAAGGGCCCAUUAGUUGUUUCUUGUUUAGCAAGUUGUUAACCCUAAUUUAUAUCUUAUAAAUACCCAAUCAUGUAACUAUAAUCUGUGAGCACCUAAUAAAAGAUAAACCCUAGU
Molecule: messenger RNA, 3231 nt
Organism: Cuscuta campestris
Lineage: Eukaryota; Viridiplantae; Streptophyta; Magnoliopsida; Solanales; Convolvulaceae
Source: the annotation of a GenBank genome assembly